This is a messenger RNA of Scomber japonicus (chub mackerel), 5848 nucleotides long. RefSeq names its product nicotinamide nucleotide transhydrogenase (gene nnt). Gene Ontology annotation, molecular function: NADP binding; NAD binding. Gene Ontology annotation, cellular component: mitochondrial inner membrane. Gene Ontology annotation, biological process: NADPH regeneration; proton transmembrane transport. The transcript is spliced from 22 exons. Lineage: Eukaryota; Metazoa; Chordata; Actinopteri; Scombriformes; Scombridae. The record is from RefSeq and is a predicted model, not a curated record. Bases 127 to 3390 code for a protein of 1087 amino acids.
GUGACAUAUCUUCCGGGUCGACGGAAAGUUCGCCUGUGCUGCACAAAGCCAGGACUGUCUGCAAAGGAGGAGUGCCGUCUGUCCUGUUGAACUCCUCCUGGUGUGUGUGUCGGGUGCGUGUACACCAUGGCGAGCCUCCUACGUGUCGUGGCGGCCAGCUGCUCGGCCCCUGUGUUCAGCGGGGUUUCCUGCAUGAAGCUGCAGAACAGCCAUGCUAUCAAAACGCCCUGUAUUCGCCUUUUCAGGACCCAUCAAGCUCUCAGAAGAUGUGCAAGCCCAGGAAUUCCAUACAAACAGCUCACAGUGGGUGUCCCGAAAGAAAUUUUCCAGAAUGAAAAGCGUGUGGCGCUGUCUCCCGCUGGCGUACAGGCACUCAUCAAACAGGGCUUCAACGUCGUCGUGGAGUCUGGAGCCGGAGAGGCUUCCAAGUUCCCAGAUGAACAGUAUGUCCAAGCCGGAGCAACAAUUAAAGACAUCAAAGAUGUCUUGACAUCUGAUGUGUUGGUUAAGGUCCGUGCUCCCAUUUUCAACCCUGCUUUGGGCAUUCAUGAGGUGGAGUUGAUGAAGGAUGCAGCCACUUUAGUCAGCUUCAUCUACCCGGCUCAGAACCCUGAGCUGAUGGAUAUGCUGUCCCAGAAGAAAACCACUGUCGUUGCUAUGGACCAGGUUCCCAGAGUCACUAUCGCCCAGGGAUAUGAUGCCCUGAGCUCUAUGGCAAACAUUGCAGGGUACAAGGCCGUUGUGCUAGCAGCUAACAGCUUUGGUCGUUUUUUCACUGGACAAAUCACAGCAGCUGGGAAAGUGCCACCUGCAAAGGUGCUGAUUAUUGGUGGAGGUGUGGCUGGGCUGGCAGCAGCUGGUAGUGCCAGGGCCAUGGGAGCUAUUGUCAGAGGUUUUGAUACCAGAGCUGCAGCUUUGGAGCAGUUUAAAUCUUUGGGCGCAGAGCCACUGGAGGUGGACAUGAAGGAGUCAGGAGAGGGCCAAGGAGGCUACGCCAAGGAAAUGUCAAAGGAGUUCAUAGAAGAAGAGAUGAAGCUGUUUGCCAAACAGUGUCAGGAGGUGGACAUUGUUAUCAGCACUGCUCUUAUCCCAGGUAGACGAGCACCCAUCCUGAUCACCAAGCCAAUGAUUGAGAGCAUGAAAGAUGGGUCAGUGGUGGUGGACCUGGCAGCUGAGGCUGGAGGAAAUAUUGAGACCACAGAACCCGGAGAGUUGUCAGUAUACAAGGGAGUGACCCAUAUUGGCUUCACAGACCUGCCCAGCCGUUUGCCCACACAGUCCAGCACUCUGUACUCCAACAACAUCACUAAGUUGUUGCGGGCUAUCAGCCCCGGCAAGGAAAACUUUUACCUGGAUGUAAAGGAAGCGUUUGACUACGGAACCAUGGACCAUGUUGUUAGAGGAUCUGUCGUCAUGCAGGAUGGAAACAACCUGUUCCCCGCUCCUCAGCCUAACAACUUGCCUACCUCCGCUCCUCCUAAAACCAAGUCUGUCAAAGAACUGGCAGCAGAGAAGGCGUCACAUGUCUCACCCUUCAAUGCUACACUCACCACUGCUACCAUGUACACUGGAGGUUUCACCACUCUGUUGGGUCUGGGUCUGUCAGCUCCUAAUGCCGCCUUCACCCAGAUGGUCACCACCUUUGGCCUGGCAGGCAUUGUGGGAUACCACACUGUGUGGGGCGUCACUCCUGCUCUGCACUCUCCACUCAUGUCUGUCACCAACGCCAUCUCAGGUCUGACGGCUGUGGGUGGUCUGUCCCUGAUGGGAGGCGGCUACACCCCGACAACUACCGCUGAGACACUGGCUGUGCUCGCCGCCUUCAUCUCCUCAGUCAACAUCGCUGGUGGUUUCCUGGUGACUAAGAAGAUGUUGGACAUGUUCAAGCGUCCCACUGAUCCUCCAGAGUACAGCUACCUCUAUCUGCUUCCUACCGGUGUCUUCGUCGGAGGAUACGGUGCUGCUCUGCAGUCUGGAUACAACAUUGAACAGAUGAUGUACUUGGGUUCAGGGAUGUGCUGUGUCGGCGCACUGGCUGGCCUUUCCAACCAGUCCACAGCCCGUCUGGGUAAUACUUUGGGUAUGAUUGGAGUUGCUGGGGGGAUCGCUGCCACUCUGGGUGCCCUCAAACCAAGUCCUGAGCUCCUGGCACAGAUGAGUGCAGCCAUGGCUGUAGGCGGCACUGCUGGCCUGACCAUUGCUAAGAGGAUCCAGAUCACCGACUUACCCCAGCUGGUAGCUGCCUUCCACAGCUUGGUGGGGCUGGCCGCAGUGCUAACCUGUGUGGCUGAGUACAUGAUUGAGUACCCUCACUUCGCCACAGACCCUGCUGCCAACCUCACCAAGAUAGUGGCGUACCUCGGCACCUACAUCGGUGGAAUCACGUUCAGCGGCUCUUUGGUGGCAUAUGGCAAACUGCAGGGUGUUCUGAGCAGUGCUCCCUUGAUGCUCCCUGGUCGUCACGCUCUGAAUGCCAGUCUUAUGGCCGCGAGUGUUGGGAUGAUGAUUCCCUACAUGUUGGACCCAAGUUACACCACAGGCAUCACCUGUCUGGGGUCUGUCUCUGCUCUCUCUGCUGUCAUGGGUGUAACCUUGACAGCAGCUAUUGGAGGUGCUGACAUGCCAGUGGUCAUCACCGUACUGAACAGCUACUCAGGCUGGGCCCUGUGUGCUGAAGGCUUCCUGCUCAACAACAACCUGCUGACCAUCGUUGGGGCUCUCAUCGGGUCAUCUGGAGCCAUUCUGUCAUACAUCAUGUGUGUGGCCAUGAAUCGUUCUCUGGCUAAUGUGAUCCUGGGAGGCUAUGGCACGUCUUCCACCGGUACAGGAAAGCCCAUGGAGAUCGUUGGCACACACACAGAGGUCAACGUGGAUCAGACCGUUGACAUGAUUAAAGACGCGAAUAAUAUCAUCAUCACUCCAGGUUAUGGACUCUGUGCUGCGAAGGCACAGUACCCCAUUGCUGAGCUGGUGAAAAUGCUGCAUGAAGCUGGCAAGAAAGUCAGGUUUGGUAUUCACCCUGUCGCUGGCCGUAUGCCUGGUCAGCUCAAUGUGCUGUUGGCUGAAGCUGGUGUCCCAUAUGAUAUUGUUCUGGAAAUGGAAGAGAUUAAUGAUGACUUCCCUGAGACGGACUUGGUUCUGGUGAUUGGUGCCAAUGACACAGUGAACUCCGCAGCCCAGGAAGAUCCCAACUCUAUCAUUGCUGGUAUGCCCGUGCUGGAGGUCUGGAAGUCUAAACAGGUGGUCGUGAUGAAACGUUCCCUGGGUGUGGGAUACGCAGCUGUCGACAACCCCAUAUUCUACAAGCCCAACACCGCCAUGUUGCUAGGUGACGCCAAGAAGACCUGUGAUGCCCUUCAAGCCAAGGUCCGCGAAAACCAGAGCCAGUAAGGUGGCUAAAUCCCCUCCUCCAAAAAAGGAGAUUCCACUUUGAGCACACAUGGAGCGAAGAAGGUAGAAGACAAUUAGACAAAGUUUUACCUGUAGUAUCUCAGCAUUAAGAUCAUCUGUGACUCAGGAUCAUUAAGUAAAAAGAUUUUUGGCAAACCCCUCCUAUAAUCUAUAAAUAAAAGAAAUGACAGCAUUUCUUGUAAACACUAUAUUUGUACAGUAGAAGCCAAACCAAUGCUGAUACUGGUUUCUGGUUAGUGCUCCCACUGUUAUAAUAUACGUGAAUACAGGUUGUCUUUCUCUUUCUUCUUUUAUUCCUAGAUAUUAAAGGAAGGGUGGGUCAACUAUGUCCAAGUGCUCUGUAUAUUCUGACAAUGCCAUUGUAAUAAAACAGCAAUCUGAAAUGUAGAUGCAUUAAGAUGUUAGAUAUGUACAAUCUUAGAUAUUUUUAGGAAAAAGUAAAUUUCUAGAUGAAUUGGAAUGAAUAAGGAACAAAAAGCACCGAAAUGAAGGGGAACCGCCAGAAAAAAAAAGUAUGAGAGACCUAACUACUAAGGGUUUUUUCCACACUGUAAAGAGUUUUCUCCCCCUUUUUCUCCAGAGUUCUCUUUUCUUAAAAUAAGGUCAUCUGUGUGCCCUAUGAUAGAUCUCAAAUGCUUUUGUCGCACAUGGUGUGUUUUCCUCUCAAUGCCUUCUUUUUUAUGUACGAGUCAAAAGAAAAAAAGCAAAAUAGUGCAACAUUUUUGUAAGGUUCAGUUCAAGUUUUAUACUGUAUUGAGAGAUUUUUGUAUGCGGUCUGAUACUGAUCAUAAACCUAGAAAAAUGCCUGUGACCACGUUUUAGAAGCCAUAACCAGUAUUGAAAUCUAGUCAUGUCUUUUGCUUUUUUUCUUUUCACUUGAGUGUGUCUUGUAACUUUCACCUAAGCCUCUAGUGCAGCAAUCACACUCGGAUCCAAAAACAGUUCAAAAUCCAUUCCAACCUCUUCUAUUAAGCAUUUAAUGCAAUACACCAAAUGGACGUGACCUUUGAGUGUGAGCUUGUCAUGCAAGUAAAGGUUAUACCACUCCUACAAACAAACACUCUUGUAGCUCUGAUAGCUUAGUGGAUUUUAUGGUGUUUUUGGGGCCAGGUGUGUCCCAUCACCGUGUGUGGUUCAGAUAUUACAGUACAUGUGGUGUUUGCCUUCGGCCUCUACGGUAAAAGAGUUUGUUUUGUAAGUGAAUGUGGCUCGAUUUGCCUUCAUCCACUCCAAUAUUUGUGUCCUCAUUAUUGCUCUACAGGGAAAUGAAGGAUUACAGUUUCUAAAGGGAGGCCAGAUGUUAACCUGACUGUUAUGUAAAGUCGAAAGUAACAAUGCAGUUAUUUUAAUGUGAGUUGUUGCCACAUUUCAGAGUACAUUGAUUGUAAAACAUUUAAGUUAGCAUUUAUGAAUUCCAAUGGUCCUUUCUUUUGUUAAAGCCCAACAUUUGCCAUAACUAUAAACUUGUGCCAAAAAGUCCCUUUUUUAUGCUCAAUCUGGAUAUAUUAUACAGCACAAAUAUGUAUAUGUUUUGUUGUUGAAAGAUCACUGAAAAAAAAUCACGGACAGAAGAUCCCACCAUACUAAAAACACCAUGAACUUAGUGCAUUGAGUUUUAAUUUUGGGCUAUGACAUUUUAAUGGUCAUGAUACAGUAGGUGAAUUUGUGAGUAAGAUAUUUCUCUAGUACAUGGUUUAAGGAACAAUGACACAUUUUUCUUCACUCUAAUUCAGUCUUUUUAAAAAAAUGUACUGUAUGUAGUCAGGAUGCAGAUUUGAGAAGUAGACCUGCUGAUCUGCCCUAUAGUUUUCAUCCUGGGACCUGAUGAUAAGUUGACCAUGACAACUGUCCUACCUCUCCAUAAAAUGACCAAUAGCUUUUCAUGUCAUCUGACCAAUCACGCCUGUCUGCAUUUUCCACAGGACCAGUCAUUUUUUCAUCCUUAAUUCAGCCAUUCAGCCAAUUGCCUUCAGUUUUUUGUGUUCACAUUGCAUCUUAAACCAUCAGACCUCAGUUUACUGUACGCUGUGCUAGUGUAGAGCUGCAGAUGUCAUUAGUACUCAUAUGGAGUUAUUGCUCUCACAUGAAGCGUUGCAUGCCAAGACUAUUAGCUAGAGAUGUCAGCUUAAUAUUUGUAACUUUUAUUGCCAUUUUUGAAAUAUUGAUCAAAUUAGAGAAGAUGGAAAAUCGUGUUAUAUUUCCAAGGCCAAUAUAGAGUGUAAAACCCUCACCCUCCUUUUUUUUUUUUCUUCUUAAGGAGUGUAUUUUUGUAAAGAGCCAUCAUAUUUGUGCAGAUGGGGUUUUGAAGUUGUACAAUGUUUCAGUGCACCAUGUUAGGGAGACGAAAUGAUGAAAUGUACUGUGAAUGUUUUUUUUUCUUCCCCUGUUUUGUUUAUCAUGGAACAUUUUCAUCCCUAAUAAACCUGUAUUUACUCUA